AUGAAACAGGAAGAGUUCAGGGAAUGCUUCUAUUUAUUCGCCCGCUCCGGCCAGAUCACCUCUCUGGAUGAGUUGACGGUCGUCAUGAGGUCUUUGGGCAUGAGUCCCACUAUACAGGAACUAACAGGUUACUUGAAGGGUAAGGGUGGUAAAAUGUCAUUUGCCGAUUUCCUCGAGGUCAUGCACAUACAUUCAAGAGCGGAGAAUUUACCUCAUGAGGUGGUUGAUGCGUUCAGAGCUGGUGAUUCAGAACGUAGAGGAACCAUUCCGGCUCGACAGUUGAGACAUUUACUACAGAAUUGGGGAGAGGGAUUAUCUUCUAGGGAGAUUGACAAUAUCUUCCGCGAAGCGAACGUAACGAACAAUGGAACAGUCCGUUACGAGGAUUUCGUUAAAAUAGCCUGCGCCCCCGUACCAGACUACUACUGA
This is a messenger RNA of Danaus chrysippus (African queen), 429 nucleotides long. NCBI's taxonomy places the organism in Eukaryota, Metazoa, Arthropoda, Insecta, Lepidoptera, Nymphalidae. The record is from the annotation of a GenBank genome assembly.